AUGGCCCCUCCUGGAGCGCUUCAGCUGUCUUCCAUGUCCCCAGACGAGACCAUCAUCAAGCUCCCCCAUCCAUACCACACCGAGUACACCGUCUCCAAAGCCGCAGCCACGUCUUGCUUGAACGGCGCUGGCGCCAACCCCGUUGCCUUGUACCAGCUUCACCAACGGAGCGAGCCCUCGAGCCGCCCGCUCCCGUCGUCGCUGCACCACCCCGAGCUCUUCUUCUUCUCGGAGCCUGCUCAUCUCAAGUCCUGUCAACUUCCCCCCGACUCCGACAACAGCGCCUGGGCUAGGGCUCGCCGCUCGCCAUGUUCCGUCGUUGCAUGGGCCGGUGACGGAGCCCCCUCCCUCGCGCAGGCCUGGCUCCUGCUUUAUGUCUUGUUCACCAUCCGGCCGCGCGCCGAAUCGCUGCGGCUGGAGCUCGUCGGCGCAGACGCCGCAACCCUGGCCGCUCACUCGAAGGCUGUUCUUCUGGCCGUAGACCACCCUCUGCCUCCCCGGCAGGGGCUUGCCGACGCCUCCUCGCCAACGGCUGCUGAAGCCUGUGUCGUGGUGGCUCUGCGCAGCACCUUUUGGCAGGGAGCUGCGUCGCCGUUUGGUCCUCGACCCGUCUGGUGUCCGGACGAGUCGUUGUUGGUUUCCCCCGCAGACGGCCGGGGGACUUGGCUGGCUUCCUAUCCCAUAGCUCCGGUCGAGCACACCGUCACAAUUCUUCCGGCGGGCGAUCCGCAGCAUCCCGAGCGAUCCCAGCAGGCGUUCCAUCCCAUCCGUCCAGCCAAGCCGCCCCCGGGUGCGGUUGUCUACAGCCGGUGGAUCCCGCACCUGAAGGAGACGUUUUCCAUGGUCUCUCUCGACUACGAGGACGAGCAACAUUUGCGAUUGUUCCACGAGUGGCAGAACGAUCCUCGCGUUUCGCAGGGUUGGAACGAGACUGGCACCUUGGACCAGCAUCGAGAGUAUCUGCGUAACAUUCAUAAAGAUCCCCACCAAUUUGCCAUCCUGGCGAAAUGGGACGAUACUUUUUUUGCCUAUUUUGAAGUAUACUGGGCAAAAGAGGAUCGCCUAGGUGGAUACUACAACGCAGGCGACUUUGACCGUGGCCGACAUUCUCUUGUCGGCGACGUUCGAUUCCGCGGCCCUCACCGCGUGAGCGCCUGGUGGAGCAGCCUGAUGCAUUAUCUCUUCCUCGACGACCCACGAACAAUGGACGUUGUGGGAGAGCCCAAAAGCACAAACUCCACUGUCCUCAUGUACGACUUGAUGCACGGCUUUGGUGUCGAGCACUUUGUCGACCUGCCCCACAAGAGAAGCGCCUGCGUUCGCUGCCCUCGUGGGCGCUUUUUCCAACUGUGUCCGCUGGCUGAAAAUGAGAAGGCCGUUGGAGGGCUGGGCGUUGGAUUGGUUCCCAAGUUGUAG
This is a messenger RNA of Ustilaginoidea virens, 1416 nucleotides long. RefSeq lists its product as uncharacterized. Bases 1 to 1416 code for a protein of 471 amino acids. The transcript is spliced from 2 exons. Gene Ontology annotation, biological process: siderophore biosynthetic process. The record is from RefSeq and is a predicted model, not a curated record. NCBI's taxonomy places the organism in Eukaryota, Fungi, Ascomycota, Sordariomycetes, Hypocreales, Clavicipitaceae.